Messenger RNA from Toxoplasma gondii ME49, 430 nucleotides. RefSeq lists its product as hypothetical. NCBI's taxonomy places the organism in Eukaryota, Apicomplexa, Conoidasida, Eucoccidiorida, Sarcocystidae. The coding region runs from base 1 to 375 and encodes 124 amino acids. The transcript has 2 exons. The record is from RefSeq and is a predicted model, not a curated record.
AUGGUCACACGAGAGUCAGAAUUGCUGGCCUAUGUGGUAUGUCGAUCUUUCUCUUCUCUCGACGCGCGCUGCUGGAGCCUCUCCUCCCCUGGGGCUGUCUUGCGCCUCGGCGAGGACCGAGGCGGCGGCGUGAGCACGGAGGAGAAGGAGGAGGGAAACGCAGAGAGAGAAAAGAAAGAGAAGGAAGAGCAGAAAGUGAGUGGGGAGAAGGACAAGAAGGAGAAGGACAAGAAGGAGAAGAAGAAGGACAAGAAGGAGAAGGACAAGAAGGAGAAGGACAAGAAGGAGAAGGACAAGAAGGAGAGGACGAAGACGAAGUGUCGAUGCGCCUGUUGCGGUGGGUGUCGGAGCAAUGGCAGCACUGCAGCUGUUUGAGAUUGGAAUCUUCGAGGCUUGCGAAGAAAAAAGUUCUUUUAUCCGGAAUCUUUCC